GAAAAAAUGCUCCGAAAUAUCUAAGAAAUUUGUUAGUACACUGAGGAUGCAUGACAACGCGAUCACAACCACUAUCCCACAUGUUAACUCUACAUCCGGUACAAAAUCGGCAAACUUCUGUCUCCAGUUUUUAAAAGUGAGCAAACAUCAUAUCCAGGGACAUGUGAGGAAACUGGAUUGCAGUGCUAAGCAAAAAGGGAGUGUUCCCCUUCCAACAGAUCAACUUAGGAUUUGGAAUUAGAAGCAUGGAAAUUACAAUGAAGAAUUAAAGAAGAAUGUAUUUGUCAUUGUGUAAAUUGAAAUAAAAUGGGUUUAAAGCUUGUUCCCAUGGAGACAGCCCAAACAGCACGAGAAAGCAAAGUUGAUGCAAACCCCACCUGCCUAGUGCUUGGAAAAAAAAACAGGUGUACAAAUUCGCAGUUAUGAUGCAGGUAUGGGUGGGACAACAUGAGCUGACGUAAAAAUGUCUGUAUACAUUCCAAAGAAAUAAAAGCUCUGCGUGUGAAAAGCAGAUUUACCUGUUUGUCCAUGGAGUACAUUUACAAGAGUUAUGAAACCACAACAAAAAUAUAUUUCACAAAAUAGAUAGUUUAUGUGUUUCUAUAUAUGUUAUAAUCGAACCAAACCUUAUGUCAUUUUUUUCAACCUUUUCUAUGGUCCCAAAUUUAAACCACAAUACCUUUCUGUAAUGAAAUGAAUUGACAGCUUCAAAAUAUUUUUGACUGUCAGGUAUCUAUAUCAACCUGAAUUCCACCUAGUUUAAAGAUGGUUUACUAAAGUAUGAGGGCUGCCUGUGCUUCUGAAGUUGUUGGGUGUGUUGGUGUUGGAGUUUUGAGUUAAAGUGGGCGGCGCACAUAACUCAAUGAUAGCGCCAAUGACGAAUUCCAGUAUUCAAGUGAUUUGUUAAGACGUCAAAACCACAUCGCUUUAGAAAAAUACUAAAACAGCUUUUUUUCUAUUUUAUAGUUUUUGUUUAAGUGUGGGACACAUUUGAGUAAGCUGGUUGUGGAUAUUCUGUGGAAAAGCGGACUUAGUCAAAAAGGUUGUCUUAUAAUACGUGGAGAUAUUGUACGUCGAUGGUUCGGCGCGUCUGUAUGAGUGAAGAUGUGAAACACAACCGUUUGUCUAGACACCUGUACUCGUCAUCAAGAAGGAUGGCGACCAUGGGCAGACAGAGCUUUGGACACAGGAGAUCUCUGGAUUAUGUGUUAGUUCUGAUCCUGUUCCUGCAGUUCUUUUCAGCAGCAACAACAAUACAGGUAGUAGCAGCAGCAACUGUACCAUCAACAACAACAACAACUGUAGCAACAACAACAACAACUACAAGACCACUAAUAACUCCAGCACCAAAAAUUACAACAACUGCACGAAAUGCAACUGCACAAAAUGCAACUGCACCAAAUAUGACAACAACUGCACCAAAAAUUACAACAACUGCACCAAAUGCAACUGCACCAAAUACAACAGCAACUGCACCAAAAAUAACAACAUCUGCACCAAAUGCAACUGCACCAAAUACAACACCACCAAAUGCACCAAAAAUUACAACAACUGCACCAAAUGCAACUGCAACAAAUACAACAGCAACUGCACCAAAAAUAACAACAGCUGGACCAAAUGCAACUGCACCAAAUGCCACUGACCCAAAUGCAGCUGCACCAAAUACAACAGCACCAAAUAUGACAACAACUGCACCAAAUAUGACAACACCUGCACCAAAUGCAACUGCACCAAAUACAACAGCAACUGCACCAAAUGCAACUGCACCAAAUACAACAGCAACUACACCAAAUGCAACUGCACCAAAUAUGACGACAACUACACCAAAUGCAACUAUGACAACAAUUGCACCAAAUGCAACUAUGACAACAAUUGCACCAAAUGCAACUAUGACAACAAUUGCACCAAAUGCAACUGCACCAAAUAUGACGACAACUGCACCAAAUGCAACUGCACCAAAUACAACAGCAACUGUAACGCCACCAACAAACACAACACCAGCAUUAACAACUACACCCGUACCCUGCAACUUUUCUGUAAGCUGUAAUCAAAUGUUUUACUGGAUGCUAAUAAACACAACAGAUCAAACCCUAAAUGCGGAAAAUGUCACAAAAUGGCUAAACAACCUAGACAACUGUAUCGGACAUGAUACUUCCAACAAAAUCGCAAGUACAAUAGAAAACCAAUCCAGCCUGGUUCAGAACAAAAGUGUCUUUUGUAAUGAGGCAGUGUCAGUGUCAACGACAUGUGAGGUUCUUCUAGAGCUGCGUGGACCUGCCAAUGUUUGCUGCAUUAGACAAACAGUUUUGACAGCCAGCAACUCAUUCGAUGUCAAUGUGGUGGGAGAUAUAGAGGGGGUGGGUGUGUGUUUAAAUUCAAACACUUCAAGUGAACAGAUAUGCAAUCAAAUUCAGAAGAACUGUACUCUUAGUCCACUACCGACAACAACCGAACCACCUUGUAAUUGUUUAUCAAACUGCAAUAGUUCAGAGGCCUAUUACAGUGUAACUCUGGAAAACAUGAGCAUGAACGCAACGGGAUUAAAGCCCUAUCUUCAUCAAUUGUUUGAAGCAUCAUGCGACGAAAAAUCUGAGUGUAAAAAAGUUUUUGUAGAUUUCGCAAGUAUGUAUUCGGAUUUCAGAGUGGCUAAGUGUUCAGGUGAAACGUUACAGAAUUGUACUGUUAUAGUGAAACUUAGUAACCCAAUGAAUGUAUGUAAAAUUAAGUUCGCUAUAGACUUCAUCAUUAAACAGCAGAAUGCCUACAUACACAUCACUGAUGUGACCAGAGUAGCUAUGUGCUCUUGGAGCAGUAAUGAUACUAUGGGACAAAAUAUUACUUUGAUACAAAGUUCAACAAGCUUUGAUGAGUUCUGCAGCAACAACAACAACAAUUCAAAGUCUCUUGUUAACUGCUUAAGUGUAGCUUUUCUUCUGAAUGACAGCUGUGAUGCUAAUCAGACCUUACCAAACAGCACUGCAACCCCACCAUCUACCACAGAGUCUACAAACACAUCAGUAGAUGCAGAAGGACUGUUGAAGCUGACUGCAAAUGCUUCAUCUUUAAACUCCAGCCAAGUAGACUUAAUCAUAUCUCAGCUGGAGAAGCUCCUCUCUGGACCCAAUGUCAGUAUGGGUCUGGCAAACACUUCAGUCGGUAUUGUGAACAACCUGCUCGAUGUUCCUGCAGAUGUGAUGUUUAAUUUCUCCAAGAGGGCCAAUGGGCUUGUGGACACAGUGGGUCUUAAACUGGUUGUAUCAGGAGAGAGUGAGAAAUUAAUUACAUCAUCGCUGGCUCUGGCUGUGAAAAAAGUCAAUGGGACCAAUUUUGAGAUGACGUCCUUCUCCAUAAGUGACUCCUCCAACCUGCAGGUCCGUAGUGACUCCAAUAGAGAUGUUGUGGAUCCUAAUCAGUCCACCUCUCUGGGCUCAAUCACUCUUCCAGCAUCCCUGACACAGAACCUCAGCCCACAGGACCAGCAGCUCGCAUCCAGAGUGCAGUUUAACUUCUACCAAAAGGACACCUUCUUCCAGGAUAAGAGACUUGAUGGACUUAACCGCAAACUAAUCAGUGGGAUUCUCAGUACCAGCGUUAGUAAUCUGAGCAUCUCCAAUUUACAGAAGAAUGUGACGAUAACAUUUAAAAAUACACAGAACCCGGACAUAAUACCUAAAACAAAAGAACAAAAUGUCACAAUAUCUGUGAAAUGUGUAUUCUGGGACUUGGGCUUAAACGGUGGUGCGGGUGGCUGGAAGUCUGAUGGGUGCCAUACGGUUAACUCAUCUGCUCUUGAAACACAGUGCAGCUGUAACCAUCUCACCAGCUUCGGUAUUCUGCUUGACAUUUCCAAGACUCCCAUAGAUCCGCUUCAAAACACAAUCCUGACAUACAUAACGUAUAUCGGCUGUGGCAUCUCGGCUAUUUUCCUGUCAAUCACUCUGCUCACAUAUCUAGCGUUCGAAAAACUGCGCAAAGAUAUCCCAUCUAAAAUCCUUAUUCACCUGUGUUUGGCCCUGCUGCUGCUGAACCUGGUGUUUCUAAUAGACCCGUGGCUGGCUCAGUACCAGGAUGUUAAUGGCCUUUGCAUCUCCACCGCUUUCUUUCUGCACUACUUCCUUCUAGCAUCCUUCACCUGGAUGGCCAUGGAGGCGGUCCACAUGUAUCUGGCCAUUGUUAAAGUGUUCAACACCUAUGUCUCUCGCUUUAUGCUCAAGAUAGGAUUUGCUGGAUGGGGUAUUCCGCUUAUUGUAGUCAUAAUCGUUAUUGCUACUAACAAGAUCGGCAAUAACUAUGGCUUGGUGUCAUAUGCAAAAUUUAUAGAUGGCACCACAGAUUAUUUUUGUUGGAUCACCAACGACAUUGUUUUCUAUGUUGCUGUGGUCGUAUACUUCUGCAUUGUCUUCUUGAUAAACUUCGCCAUGUUUAUCGUGGUAUUGGUCCAGUUGUGUCGCAUUAAAAGACAGAAUCCUCAAAACGUGCAGAACCGUAGUUCCUGGCAGGAAUUGCGCAGUGUAGCCGGACUCACUGUGCUUCUGGGCAUCACCUGGGGCUUUGCUUUCUUCGCUUGGGGCCCAGUUAACCUUGCUUUUAUGUACCUGUUUGCCAUUUUCAACACUUUUCAAGGACUUUUCAUCUUUAUCUUUCACUGUGCAAUGAAAGAAAAUGUCAGACGACAAUGGAGAGCAUACCUGUGUUGCGGAAAACUAAGGCUACCAGAACAUUCAGAUUGGAGUCACACACAAACUCAGAAGAUUAAAAAAACUACCAAGAAAAGACCUUCCUCAGCCCAGUCCAACAACUCCAGCUCGUCUUUCCUAAACAAUGACAGCGUUGCUGAUGCGCAUAUGGGCAUUGGUAACCCAUAUGAUGAUACGAUAAUAACAGCGUCUGAAGAGAACCCCUCAGAUGUGGUAUUGAACGAGAUCAGUAACAAGCACCUGAGGAAAAGAUCAUAUUGAACACACUGAUAGUAGCCACAAUCACUCUUACCUGCACAGGUGUAUCUGCAUGUGUGCAAAGUGUGUAUGAAGUAUGGUCUGAUACUGUUGCAUAUUGCAUUUUACCUUUACAUAAAGUAUUGUGUGUUGUAGUAUAUUCAACAAAAAGCAUUUAUAUUUAUACUUCAAGGGGUGGUUUCCUAUACAGGGAUUAAACUAGUCCUAGACUAAAAUAAAUGUAAGAGCUGUCCAAACUGAAAACUGACAUAUCUUAAAAUACAUCAGUGCCCUUUAUUUUGCCUUAAAGUAAUCUUUUUUUUAGCAAGGCAUGUUUGUUAAAACUAAUUAAACUAAUGUCUAGUCCUGGCUUACGCUAAACCCUGUCUGGGAAACCACCUUCGAAUGAAGCACUUUAAUCUGCGGAUUUAAAUAUGGCACUUGUCACUGCAACAAAAAACUUUGACAGACAUAUUAUUAAUAUAGGAAACAACAAGACACCAAAACACAUGCGAUGGUUUAGGGCUGUAACCAUUAUCUUACUGUGUAUAAAAUGAAAUGAUUGAGUCUGGAAUACUCAAAGCACUUAAAUCAAACGUGUUGUCUUAUUUUAUUUUUGUAUAUUUUAAAAGUUUUUAUCAUGAGUGUGACAAAUAAAAAAAAAGGAAAAGUU
Molecule: messenger RNA, 5607 nt
Organism: Misgurnus anguillicaudatus (oriental weatherfish)
Lineage: Eukaryota; Metazoa; Chordata; Actinopteri; Cypriniformes; Cobitidae
Source: RefSeq, a predicted model, not a curated record